Molecule: messenger RNA, 1838 nt
Organism: Parnassius mnemosyne (clouded apollo)
Lineage: Eukaryota; Metazoa; Arthropoda; Insecta; Lepidoptera; Papilionidae
Source: the annotation of a GenBank genome assembly
AUUGUACAUAUAUAGUUGCUCUAGACGACAGUUUAUAAUAGCUUGUUUCGCGAAAGCUUUAAAAAUUUGCAGAACCUUGUUUUAUUUCUGUUUAUUUUAUAAAAAAAUAUUUAUUUUUGGGUUUAAUGUUUUAGUUGUGAUAAAUUACUUUUCAUUACUCGUGAUUCUAGUGAAAUGAUUGAAUAUCAAAAUGCAGAAAAAAAUGCAGCAAAACGUACUUACGCAACGCACCAACAGGAGGAAGUAAAAACGUCACAUGAAUUGGCUCGUAAUGCUUAUGUCCAAAAAGCUUUUAUACAGAAUGAUCACGUAAAGAAAAAAAGUUGGCGUUCAACUAUCAAAAUACAUUUUGUGCACUAUUUAACGCUAGGCAUUAUUGGUACUUUAACGUGGGGCUUAUUAUGGUGUGCUUUUGGCAAUGGAUGGCGAUGGGAUGGACAGUGGUUUCGGCUAACUGCGGUCGCAUUAGUGGCUUGGGGCAGUGGUCUUCUUCUACAAGAGUUAACAACGUUGCCGCCACUUCUUGCUGCUCUGUUAACCGGUAUUUGUGCCCGACAAUUUGGUAUUCUUGAUAUGCGGUCAUAUCCUGAAAUCGAUUUAUUUUUAAGAAAAAUUUACCCCGUUAUCAUCCUUGGAAAAGGAUCAUUAGCGUGGGAUUUAAAUUACAUGAAGAAUAAUUGGAAGCAAGUAGCGGCACUGGGUUGCUUACCCUGGACCAUAGAGGUAGUCGCAACAGCGAUUUGCACUCACUACCUGCUGGGAUUUCCGUGGUUAUGGGGAUUUCUACUGGGCUCAAUCUACGCUUCAGUAUCAUGCGCCGUAGUAAUGCCGCAAGUGCAACAACACGGCACGAAGCCAGACAGAACGCAGAACUGGCCGCAACUAAUCUGCACGGCCGGCGGCACAGAUACUGCGCUCAGUGUCGGAGUUUAUGGUCUUAUUUUCAGCUUUAUGUUUUCCGACGCUAGUGAUCUUUAUCGAUAUUUAAAAGCAGGACUGACGUUAAUCGCGGGAGUAGGUCUAGGCGUCAUCUGGGGAAGCCUGGCGAAGCUCGUUCCAAACUCGUGCGACGGCUACGUUACUGAGUUACGAAUUUUGUUUGUACUCGUCGGCGGUCUCUUUGCCAACUUUUUCACGUCUGCAGUGGGAUGGAGCGGAACUGCCGGAGUUGCAGUAUUAGUCUGUAAUGCAACAGCAGCAAAACACUGGGCGCGAAAAGGAUGGAAAUUAAAUCAGAACCCUGCUUCGACUGCUUACCGUGUUUUAUGGUCUGCUUGUGAACCUGUACUAUUUGCAUACACUGGGACAUUCUUUGUGAUACAUAAUUCCAUGACAGAGACGAUGGUAACGGGAUUGGGAAUUUUAAUCAUUUGCUUGACAAUAAGACUUUUAACUGCCGCUCUAGUAUGUUGGAAUCUUUCGAUUAAAGAAAAACUUUUUAUAUGCUGUACAUGGAUACCUAAGUCUAUUGUAGAGGCAGUUUUAUGUCCUUUAGCGAUAGAUACAUUGCUUAUCAAUAAUUCCAAUACACAGUAUGAAAUGAAGUAUGCCAAUGAUCUAAUGAGGCUCAUUGUAGAAGCUAUACUCAUUACAACUCCGAUUGGUUUCCUGCUAACAUACCACCUCGGACCAUUUCUCUUAAAAUCUGAAGAAAGAGAAAACAAAGAUUUAGAAUCUCAAAAGCGACGGUCAAAAGAUGGUUCAAUUCAUGAAGAUGUGAGAAUAUAAGUAAACAGUAACAGUAACAGUACUUUCAUCAUAUUAACAUCUAGCUAAAUGACAGUUGUGCUUGUUUUACAAUAAUAACCAAAGAUUUUUAUAAUAAAAAAUUUAAAUGU